AUGCAAAAGAGAUUAUAUGAAAAAUACGGCGUCACCAUGAGUGGAGUAUUGAAAAGGAAGUAUGAAGAGCUGGGGGAUGACACUACCUACUGCUCCUCUUCCUCCUGCUCCCCUCUCUCCUCCUCAGCAUCCUCGGGCUGGGAGUCAGAUGAGGAGAGCUCCCAUGGAGAGCCCAAGCUCAGCUCUGCCUUAACACCAAGCUUCACCCCCACAUCUAUCCUGAAGAAAUCCAAGCGACUAAAGAAGAACAAUGUGGAGUUUGACCGGGUCACUGUGUUUUACUUCCCACGCUGCCAGGGGUUCACGAGCGUGCCUAGUCGCGGGGGCUGUACCCUGGGGAUGGUGAGCAAACACAGCUCCUCCCGGCAGUUCACCCUCGCCGAGUUUUCAAAGGAGCAGGAAAAUGUUCGUCGUGAGAAACUCGAAGAGAAAUUGAAAGAGGAGAAAUUGGAAGCACUGAAAUGGAAACUAACCAUGAAUGGCACGAAAGAAUCAGAGGAGGCUAACCAGCUCACCAUUGAAGACAUCUCUGAUGACGACAUCGACGUCAGCAACAUGGACAUAGAGGAUGGCUUCUUCCUUCAGCCCUACCCUGCCAAGAAGAGACGUGCACUGCUGAAAGCCAUGGGGGUGAAGAAAAUUGACAAGGAGGAGAAGCGGGAGCUGCACAACAUCCGCCUGUCCCGUGAGGACUGUGGCUGUGACUGCCGGGAGGUCUGCGACCCAGAGACCUGCAGCUGCAGCUUGGCAGGCAUCAAAUGUCAGAUGGAUCACACCUCCUUCCCCUGUGGCUGCACCAAGGAUGGCUGUGGCAACACUGAGGGCAGGAUCGAGUUCAACCAGGCCCGUGUGCAGACUCACUUCAUCCACACCAUCAUGAAGCUGGAACUAGAGAAGCAGCAGCGGAGCAAUGAGAAGGUGGUGGAGGCUGAGCUGCCUUUUCGGGAGCGGCUCUCGCCUUUGGGAUGUGCAGCAGGGAAGGGCUCUUUGGAAGAGCGUGCUGUGCCACUGGCUCCUGCCUUCCAGUUCAGCCCUGACCUGGAGGCCCUGGGAGAGAACAGCUGCAGCAGUGACAUGACAGACUCCUCCAUCUCCUCCCAUCCGAGUGAGGACCUGGAAGAGCCUUAUGAGAGCCUCCCGUCUGACAAAUCCCAGUCAGAUGUGGACGAUGACGGUUUGGCACGCAUCCUCCACUUCAACGACUCGGAUGCUGAGGAGGAGGGUGGCAAUGGCCAGGAUGACCUGAGCUGCUUCCACCCUGCUGACUUCUUCAUUGAGGACCACAGCAGCGAGGCCAAACCUGUCCCUGGCCACUUGUCCCAUCUCUCUGAGUGCCUGGACGAGAAUGCUAACCAGGACAGCGGGGGUUUGCUGGAGGAUGCUGCCCACGAACGCUGUGAUGGGCUGUCCUGCUGCGCCUCGUCCCCAGCAGAGCCCUGCUCCAAGAGCUAUGCCGACCUCAGCCUUUCCUCUGACUCCUUGGAUUUCUUCCAGUCAUUCUCAGACUAUAACUUGGGACCCCUUUACAACUCCUUAAAGGAGUAUGAGAACCUUGAUAACUUCUCAGCGUUACAGUUUCAGUUGCCUAAUUUCCCUGGCUUCCCGCAAGCUGGAGAUCAGGGCUCUUGUUUCUUGGAGUCCCUCAUUGGUUUGUCCGAAUCCGUCCCUGAAACCCCAGCCCCUUUCACAGACAAUCAACUUUUGGAGGAUGCCAUCAAGUCGUCACUGAUGGAGACGGUGAAAGUGUGAAAUGCCCAUGUG
Molecule: messenger RNA, 1761 nt
Organism: Indicator indicator
Lineage: Eukaryota; Metazoa; Chordata; Aves; Piciformes; Indicatoridae
Gene: CSRNP1
Product: cysteine and serine rich nuclear protein 1
Exons: 5
Coding region: 1-1749 (582 amino acids)
Biological process (GO): regulation of transcription by RNA polymerase II
Cellular component (GO): nucleus
Molecular function (GO): DNA-binding transcription factor activity, RNA polymerase II-specific; sequence-specific DNA binding
Source: RefSeq, a predicted model, not a curated record